Cephus cinctus (wheat stem sawfly) is the source of this 2908-nucleotide messenger RNA. RefSeq lists its product as uncharacterized. The transcript has 10 exons. Lineage: Eukaryota; Metazoa; Arthropoda; Insecta; Hymenoptera; Cephidae. Bases 280 to 2793 code for a protein of 837 amino acids. The record is from RefSeq and is a predicted model, not a curated record.
UGGACGCUAUACGUCAACCGUAGAAUUUCUGAAUACUUUUUUUAAACAUCUUGUCGAAUUUUCUUAUUGCUACCGAAUAUCUCUAUGCAAUCGUGGAAUGUUUAUCAAGUAUUGCGAAGACACAACUUUCCUUCCCGUUUCAAUGUAGCCACAUAUACUUUUGGGGAAAUGCGUGUUUUUCAAGCGUCCACCGAUAAGUUUUCGUUCGCAAUCCCAACCGGAAUUAACAAGUUUGAAAGUUGAAAGUGCAUUUUAAAAACUUAAAGAAAUUCUUCAAACAUGGAUAAAUAUCAAGAUACGAGAGCAUUCAUUUCGGCGGCACUUGAAUACUCUAAACAUCCAAACGAAACUACUGCAUCUGUUCUACAGAGAAAUCUUGGAGUAAUCGGAGCAUCCUUGGAUCUCAGUAUAUUUGAUCCAGGAUCUAGCAUAGCAGCAGAAUUUUAUGUGAGCCUUCACGAACUUAUGAACACUCUUGGGUCUAGAACUACCCUCAUCUGGACUGCAGUAGCAGUUUUACAAAAUGCCUGUAGAAAUGCCACUGCUAGACAAGCUCUGAUCCAUACUUAUAAAUUUGCUCCCAUCCUUACUAGAUUAUUAGAGGCAAACUUAACAGCAGAGAAACGAGUGCGUGUUUUAAAGCUUCUUCAGGAGCUAACUUAUGGUGUCAAAAUUUCAUGGCAAGAGGCUCAUUUACCCUAUUUAAUCUCGACAUUAACACAGUGGGUAACACAAUCCACAGAGGAAGCAGUUGUUGCACUUUCUCUAGGAGUUUUAGUCAAUUUAUGCUAUAAGAAUCUUCCAGCAGUAUAUACCUUAAUGCGUACUGUGGAUACAAAAGUAUUUGUACGAACCCUUUUAAAAAUCCAAAGCUGCAAUGUUAACACUAGAGUGCAAUGCUGCAAAUUACUCAUUAUAUUGGAGCACACAAAUAAGGAAAUCUCAGAGAAGCAUAUCAUAGACCUAGCAACAGUCACAUUCUCAAGUCUAGUGACAGCGUUAAGAGACAAGGAUGUACUUCUUUUGCGACAUAUCGUUGAUUUUUUUGAAGACGUACGACAGAAUGAACAUUCACGUGCUGUGCUACUAACAUAUUCCAAUUAUGCUACCGAUGUACAGAAUAUAUUAGCCACCCUGGAGGACAAUUCCGACCCGGAAUGCGUUGCUUUAAUGAUGGAAUUUCUAUUGUCGCUAGUAAAACUACAAUUACCAGCUCUAAUUCCAUUAUACCCUGUAUGCAUUAAAGCGGCAACCGCAUGGGUACCUAUGGAGCAAGUAUGUUCCAAAGCCCUGACACUUAUACGAACAGUAAUGAUAGAUUCUCGCCGCACCAAAUGUUCCACGGAAGUCUUGGCCGAGAUAGACUUAUCUGUCCUAAUGCUCGUUGUACAGUCAGAGGACGAUGAAAUGCAAGGAAACAGUAGCGGACGUAGCGCAGAAAUUCAAACAAGAUUAACAGAAUUAAUGCAGCUACUUCAAGAAAUGGCCAAGAAUCCAACUCUAAGAAAUAAAGUUAUGCAGGCGUUCAGUGAACAGAUGAUGCGCAGAAUGCUAAGUCCACUGCUGGAGCAGGAUGAAAUUUCAGCUGGGGGUGAUUGGCCAGGAAAUCUAUUUCAAGAUCCUGCCACGAGCCUUUAUGUACAUGCGCUAUCACUCACAGCUGAUUUAGCCGCUCACAAUUCCAACUGGUUGACAUUGUACGCGGAACUUCUGCGUAAAAAACAAGUACAAAUGGUAUUAGCUCUGGCGUUAUUUACGGGCGACGGUGAAGUCAAGCAAAAGGUUCUGCAAUUGACAUCUUCUGUAGGUUUUCCACAGGAAUGCGUUUCCGCAGUUGCCCGCUGUAUGGGUGAAUUAGAACCUCUGGUUCUAGUACAGAACGGAGCAGGAAAUAAGAGUAGCUUGAAUACACGAUUUCCGGAACUCUGUCAUGCUGGAGAAAUGGCUCCACUUUUCUCACUGGCUCAGGAAGGGCGUCUCGAUGCUUUCAUUGCUAAGCUGGAAGAGGCUUUCGAGAGUAAUCAAAUAGGAGACAUUACUACCUCUGCGGUCAUGGAAUUGUAUGAGUACAAGUUAGCUGCGAUGAGACACGCUGAGAAAGCUACUCAGGCUAGCUUGGAAGCAGCCAACAGUCAUGCCACGAGUCUUCAGCAUCGGUUAGCCCAAGUAGUAGCCGAAUCAAGUAGAUUGCACCAAAUGCUAUUCUGCACGCAGCAAUGCCUAGAAGGAGUACAAGCAGAAAAAGCUAAUUUGACUGGAAAACUUCGCGAUGCUGAGAUACAAAGUAGUAGAACGCACACAUCCCAGAUACAAGAAAUACACGGUCUGAAAAAAGUCCUCGCAGAAAAAUCCGAAGCGGUAGAACAAACCGUUCGACUCCUCUCAGAUUGUUCCCAGGAACUAGAAACCACAAAAAAUAAAGUUGAAAUAUUAGAAAGGAAGGUUGAGGAAUCUCGCGUGGAGCGCAGCAGUGCGGAAACUAAGAUCAAGGAACUCACUGGUAAAAAUCAUGAGCUCAGCAAGCUUCUUCAUAAGAUGCAGGAGACCCUUGGUAAAAAGGAGCAGAUCAUCGAGGAAAAGAACAAAGAAAUUGCAACGAAUCAGAAAGACGUCGCUGCUUUGAAACAAGAGAUACAACAACUAGCACGGCAGUGUCAUAGCUACGAAAGUACAAUAGCAGAAAAGGAAGAAAGUAUUCGUAAGAUGAAGGGAGAGCUAACGGAUCUGAGUCGAAUGAGAGAUAUGAUCUUCGAGCUGACUGCUAAAAAAAAAGAUGACAUAUCUGCAACUUAAUAAUUUUAAAUAACCGUCAAAAUAAAAAAUUGGAAUGUUGAAAAAUUCUAUCUAAAAAGCCACCGAGGCUUUUUGUCAGUGCAAGGAUAAGCUAAUAUGUAAUACCUUAGUGUAU